AUGGCGGCGGUUGCGGCGACCACCACCACCACCACCACCGCGGCGGCGCUCUCUCUGGGCACCGAAACGGUCAAGGUGGAAAAUGGGCAGAGCACGUCAGCCAAGCUGGGGCUCCCUCCUCUCACCCCGGAGCAGCAGGAGGCUCUUCAGAAGGCCAAAAAAUACGCGAUGGAGCAGAGCAUCAAAAGCGUCUUGGUGAAGCAGACGAUUGCCCACCAGCAGCAGCAGCUCACCAACCUCCAGAUGGCAGCAGUGACAAUGGGCUUUGGAGAUCCUCUCUCACCUUUGCAAUCGAUGGCAGCGCAGCGGCAACGGGCCCUGGCCAUCAUGUGCCGGGUCUACGUGGGCUCCAUUUACUAUGAGCUGGGAGAGGACACCAUACGGCAGGCCUUUGCCCCCUUUGGGCCCAUCAAGAGCAUCGACAUGUCCUGGGAUUCCGUGACCAUGAAGCAUAAGGGCUUUGCUUUUGUGGAAUAUGAGGUCCCUGAAGCUGCUCAGCUGGCCCUGGAGCAGAUGAACUCAGUGAUGCUCGGAGGGCGGAACAUCAAGGUGGGGAGGCCCAGCAAUAUUGGCCAAGCGCAGCCCAUCAUCGACCAGCUGGCGGAGGAGGCUCGCGCCUUCAACCGCAUUUACGUGGCGUCGGUGCACCAGGAUCUUUCUGACGAUGACAUCAAGAGUGUCUUUGAGGCCUUUGGGAAGAUCAAGUCCUGCACGCUGGCCCGGGAUCCCACCACGGGGAAGCACAAGGGCUACGGCUUCAUUGAAUACGAGAAGGCCCAGUCCUCGCAGGACGCCGUCUCUUCCAUGAACCUCUUUGACCUGGGGGGCCAGUAUCUCCGUGUGGGCAAAGCGGUCACCCCACCCAUGCCUCUGCUGACCCCAGCCACCCCGGGAGGCCUGCCCCCUGCAGCAGCCGUAGCCGCAGCUGCUGCCACGGCAAAAAUCACCGCUCAGGAAGCCGUGGCAGGGGUGGCGGGUGCCGCCGUCCUUAGCACGUUAGCCACCCCUGGACUGGUGACCCCAGCCCUGACCCUAGCGCAGCCCCUGGGGGCCUUACCGCAGGCUGUGAUGGCAGCUCAGGCGCCAGGAGUCAUCACGGGUGUCACACCAGCUCGCCCACCUAUUCCUGUCACUAUUCCCCAGGUGGGUGUGGUGAACCCCAUCUUGGCUAGUCCCCCAACGCUAGGCCUGCUAGAAGCCAAGAAGGAGAAGGAGGAGGAGGAGGUUUUCCAAGAAUCUGAAAGGCCGGAGAUGCUCAGUGAACAGGAGCACAUGAGCAUCUCUGGCAGCUGCGCCCGCCACAUGGUGAUGCAGAAGCUUCUCCGGAAACAAGAGUCAACAGUGAUGGUUUUGCGGAACAUGGUGGACCCCAAGGACAUUGAUGACGACUUGGAAGGAGAAGUAACGGAGGAGUGUGGCAAAUUUGGGGCUGUCAACCGAGUCAUCAUCUAUCAAGAGAAGCAAGGCGAGGAGGAAGACGCCGAGAUCAUCGUCAAGAUCUUUGUGGAAUUCUCCAUGGCCUCAGAGACUCAUAAAGCCAUCCAGGCACUGAACGGGCGCUGGUUUGCGGGCAGGAAGGUUGUGUCUGAAGUGUAUGACCAGGAGAGAUUUGAUAAUAGCGACCUCUCCGCAUGAACUCUUUCACAAAGAGACUUCUCUUUCAUUUUUCUCAAUGACUCCCUUUCCCCAUGUUUUCCGGAAUAUUUUUGGACCAGCAUUAUCCUGUGUUGUACACGUAGUUGUUGGUAAAGAUGCCAGGAAGAAAAUC
Messenger RNA from Protobothrops mucrosquamatus (brown spotted pit viper), 1768 nucleotides. RefSeq names its product poly(U) binding splicing factor 60 (gene PUF60). Gene Ontology annotation, molecular function: RNA binding. The transcript has 11 exons. NCBI's taxonomy places the organism in Eukaryota, Metazoa, Chordata, Lepidosauria, Squamata, Viperidae. Gene Ontology annotation, biological process: mRNA splice site recognition; alternative mRNA splicing, via spliceosome; regulation of alternative mRNA splicing, via spliceosome. Bases 1 to 1635 code for a protein of 544 amino acids. The record is from RefSeq and is a predicted model, not a curated record. Gene Ontology annotation, cellular component: catalytic step 2 spliceosome; precatalytic spliceosome.